Messenger RNA from Fusarium odoratissimum NRRL 54006, 1982 nucleotides. RefSeq names its product murein transglycosylase. Gene Ontology annotation, biological process: mating projection tip cell wall disassembly. Bases 69 to 1850 code for a protein of 593 amino acids. The transcript is spliced from 4 exons. Lineage: Eukaryota; Fungi; Ascomycota; Sordariomycetes; Hypocreales; Nectriaceae. The record is from RefSeq and is a predicted model, not a curated record. Gene Ontology annotation, molecular function: glucan endo-1,3-alpha-glucosidase activity.
GCUCUUUAAUCCCUCAUGUUCAUUGACAAACCAACGACCAACAGUUUGGUAGUCGAACAUAGUUCACCAUGGUUCUAGUUUCUCGCCUAUUCCAAGGCCUUGGCCUUGCAGCCUUCGCUGCUACGGUUUGUCAAGGUGCUGUUCUUGACAGUCGAUCGCUUGAUGAAAGAGCCUCCUCGAGUGAUCGUCUGGUGUUCGCUCACUUCAUGAUCGGUAUUGUUGGCAACAGACAAAGCUCUGCCGAUUAUGACGAUGAUAUGAAGCGUGCAAAGUCCGCUGGCAUUGACGCCUUUGCCCUCAACAUCGGCACCGACGAUUACACGGAUGCACAGCUCGAUUACGCGUAUGAGUCUGCCAACCGUAAUGGUAUGAAGGUUUUCAUCUCAUUCGACUUUCAUUUCUGGUCGGUUGGCGAUGCAGCCGCUGUUGGUCAGAAGGUCAAGAAGUAUGCCGACCGCCCAGGUCAGCUACGCAUUGACAAUAGAGUUUUUGUGUCCAGUUUUGCAGGAGAUAACCUCGAUGCCAAUGCUGUCAGAAGUGCUUCUGGCUCUAAUAUCUUCUUCGUCCCCAACUUUACUCCUUGGGGAGGCUCUACGAACGGUAUUGAUGGUGCUCUGAACUGGAUGGGCUGGCCAAACGAUGGUAAUAACAAGGCGCCUAAGGAUGGUAAGAGUGUCAGUGUCGCCGAUGGUGACAAGAGUUACACGAACUGGCUUGGAAACAAAAAGUACAUGGCUCCUAUCUCGCCCUGGUUCUUUACUCACUAUGGUCCUGAGGUCGACUGGUCCAAGAACUGGGUCUUCCCGAGCGGCUCACUCAUCUUCGACCGCUGGAACGAGGUUAUUCAAAAGGGUUUCCCCAUGGUUGAAAUCCUUACCUGGAACGACUAUGGCGAGUCUCACUAUAUCGGACCCCUCAAAAACAAACACACCGACGAUGGAGCAUCCAAAUGGUCUAACGAUAUGCCUCACAACGGUUGGCUUGACCUCUCUAAGCCCUUUAUCGCCGCAUAUAAGAACAAAGACACCAGCGUGGCCAAGUACAUUGAGAAAGAUCAAAUCAUUUACUGGUAUCGCCGUAAUCUGAAGGGUCUCAACUGCGAUGCUACCGAUACGACCUCUGGUAGAGCGCCACCUAAGCCCAAUGAGAAUUAUUUCCAGGGUCGCCCAGAUGGAUGGCAAUCAAUGGAAGACACUGUCUACGUUGUGAGUCUGCUCAAGUCUGCUGGAACAGUGAUCAUCAAAUCAGGAAGCAACACUGUUACGAAAGAAGUCCCUGCAGGAGCUACUCUUAUUAAGGUCGAUGCUAGCCUUGGCAAGCAGACAUUCACUCUCAAGCGUGGCAGUACCAACGUCUUGGCUGAUACCUCUCUUAUGGACAUCACUGCUGUCUGCUCCUGUGGCUUGUACAACUUUAAUGUCUAUGUUGGUACCGUUGCCGCCGGCUUUUCUGACCCUCUCGACAGCAGUGGUCUCGCGUCUUUGACUGUUGGUCUGCACGUCACAACCUGCCAGCCUAAGCCUUCUCUCGGAACCAACCCUGCUUCUCCGACACAAGGAAAUGACCCCCCCACGGUGACUGACACAGGAAACGGAAAGGCUUGUAUCGAGGGUGCUGUAGCAGACAGUCAAAGCGGUAACUAUCUUGGUCUCUGCCAGUUCACUUGUGCCUAUGACUACUGCCCUCCAGCUCAAUGCAAGUGUACCAGGUAUGGAACAGCUCUAUCACCUCCAGCUUCCAAUGGCCGCGAGGGUUGCCCUGCUUCCGGUCUUGGGGACAGUUAUAAGGGACUGUGCAGUUACACUUGCAACCAUGGGUAUUGUCCAGAUACUGCUUGUAGAUACUGUUAAGGAUACAAUCGGUACGUGGCUGUAAGAAUAUUAUGGCAGAAGAGUCAUGUUAAGUUGAGUGAUUGGCGCAGAAUACUCUUGCUUUUAUGAUAAUUUUCUUCUGAAAUACCAAGCUAGCCACCCAACCAGGCC